Messenger RNA from Nelumbo nucifera (sacred lotus), 1466 nucleotides. RefSeq lists its product as uncharacterized. Lineage: Eukaryota; Viridiplantae; Streptophyta; Magnoliopsida; Proteales; Nelumbonaceae. The record is from RefSeq and is a predicted model, not a curated record.
AAUCCUUAUAGACCACUACUCCCGUUUACGAAAAUCUGAUUUUGUCGAUAAAAAGAGGGACCAUUGGUGCAUUUCCGAGCUCUCGGGAGUGGUCACUGAACUGGUUUUCAACCCGGCGUAAAUUCUCAUCAACGAGGAGUGGGGAACAGUCUGCCGAGCCCUUCUUCAGUUGGACAAGUUGAGCAAUGUUCACAUGUUAAUGGAGACUACCGAAGAAGAUUAACAAGAAUAGGGUUUUUGAAAGACGAAAGAAGAUGUCUUCGUUGACAGUGAAGGCCUCCACCAUAUAUCCAUCACCGUCGCCACACGUCUUCUCAUCUCGUUCUCGUUUCUCAUCUUCAUUCAGCUUCCCAAGGAAGACCAACGGAAGAUGCGUUUUGAAAGCUUGCGCUUACAAUUCUUCCGACGACAAAACUUCCGAUACCGGCGAUACAAAACUCCCAAACGGCACUCUGCCCAAAAGCCGGAGGGAAAUUCUGUUGGAGUAUGUCAAAAAUGUGCAGCCAGAAUUUAUGGAGUUGUUUGUCAAAAGAGCACCUCAGCAGGUAGUUGAUGCAAUGCGUCAAACAGUAACAAAUAUGAUUGGUACUCUUCCCCCACAAUUUUUUGCAGUAACAGUUACCACUGUUGCAGAAAAUCUAGCACAGCUCAUGUACAGUGUUAUGAUGACUGGGUACAUGUUUAGGAAUGCGCAGUAUCGUCUGGAACUGCAACAAAGUUUGGAGCAAGUUGCUCUUCCAGAUGCACAAGACAAAAAGGAUUUACCAGAUUAUGCACCAGGUACACAGAAAAAGGUCAUAGGUGAAGUUAUCAGGUGGAACAAUGUUUCUGGCCCUGAGAAAAUAGAUGCGGUGAAAUACAUUGAAUUACUUGAAGCAGAAAUAGAGGAACUUAAUUCACAACUUGGAAGAAGAUCUACUACUGGACAAAAUGAACUAUUGGAAUAUCUUAAAUCCCUGGAACCACAAAAUCUAAAGGAGCUGACAAGUAGUGCUGGUGAGGAUGUGGUGCUGGCCAUGAACACUUUUAUAAAGCGUCUUUUGGCAGUUUCUGAUCCUGCCCAAAUGAAGACAACAGCAACAGAGACUAGUGCACCUGAACUUGCAAAGCUGCUUUAUUGGCUGAUGGUGGUUGGCUAUAGCAUACGUAAUAUUGAGGUGCGGUUUGACAUGGAGAGAGUACUUGGUACUCCGCCGAAGCUUGCUGAAUUACCACCAGGAGAAAACAUCUAAAACACGAGUUGGGAGGAAAUUUAUUCUGGCCGGUGCAGAAACAAAUUAACAUAAAUGUCAAAGGUAGUAAUAUUUGAGAUACAUUGGUAUUUUUAUUUAUCCAAUUUGAAAUAACGCAAUGCUUCAUCACCAAGGAAUAACAGGAGAUGAAUUUUUACAUCACUUUGUUCCUUCACUGCUUACAAAAUCUGUUUUUUUUUUAAUGGAUGGAGACUGCUUCUUGAAUUUUUAAUA